CUGCGGGAGCGGAAGUAGUGAAGAAUUGCAGCAGGUUUUCGUGCAGUCCAACAAACUACGCAUUUUGUCUGCGGGAUAUUCUGCGCUUUAACCUGAACAUGAAGCAGAGCUCCAGCGUCCCGGCGUUCCUCAGCAAACUGUGGACGCUGGUGGAGGACGGAGACACCAACGAGUUCAUCUGCUGGAGCCAGGAAGGAAACAGCUUCUUGGUUUUGGACGAGCAGCGCUUUGCCAAGGAGAUCCUCCCCAAGUUCUUCAAGCACAACAACAUGGCCAGCUUCAUCAGGCAGCUCAACAUGUAUGGCUUUCGUAAGGUGAUGCACAUCGAUACAGGCAUCGUGAAGCAGGAGAGGGACGGUCCGGUGGAGUUUCAGCAUCCUUACUUCAAACACGGACAGGAUGACCUGCUGGAAAACAUCAAGAGGAAGGUUUCUAACACUCGGCCAGAAGACAACAAGAUCCGACAGGAGGACCUGACCAAGAUCCUGGCGAGUGUCCAGAGCGUCCACAGCAAACAGGAGAACAUCGACGCCCGGCUGGCAACGCUGAAGAGGUUCCUGACUCUGACUGUGUGUUUUCAGUCGACAGUAAACAGUCUGAACGGAGUGAAGAACUCCGAGGUAUCAGAAGACAUCAUCAUCUGCGACCUGACGGAGAACGAAGCCGAGGUGACGGCCGAGAUCACCGAGGAGUCGCCCAGAGCCUUCGAACAGGGAGAUGUGGAGAUCGUGGAGGUGGAGCUGGACAGUUGUGGUGUUCUGCCGGCUGAGAUGGAGGUGAGUACCAGCAACGACACCAAACCAACAGAAGUGGCAGCAGAUGUCGGGCAAUGGAGCAGCUCAUUGGACAGCAGCGCACCGACCAGCAGCUCAUUGGACAGCAGCAAACCAACCAGCAGCUCAUUGGACAGCAGCAAACCGACCAGCAGCUCAUUGGACAGCAGCGCACCAACCAGCAGUGCCCUGCAGCUCAACAAACCGUCCGGUCUGAGUCUGGAGGACCCAAUGAAGAUGAUGGACUCCAUCCUGAAUGAGAAUGGAGCCAUAUCCCAGAACAUCAACCUGUUGGGAAAGGUGGAGCUCAUGGAUUACCUGGACAGUAUCGACUGCAGCCUGGAGGACUUCCAGGCCAUGCUGUAUGGAAAACAGUUUGGCAUAGAUUUUGAUGCCGUGGAGGAGAACGUUUCCUCCAAAGAAAACCUGAGCCAGCAGAACAGAAGCCGGACCAACGACCACAACACAGAUAAGCAGCUCAUCCAGUACACCUCCUGCCCCCUGCUGGCCUUCCUGGAUGGUUGCACCCCUCCUUCAGACCUGGAUCUGGGCAGCAGCUCCUCCAGCUCCCACCUCCAACCCUCUGCUACCUCUGUGGAGACCGAACCGCCCUCGGAGCUGCUGGACGUCAGCCUGGAGGCGAAGCAGCCUCCUAGCAGCUCCCUGAUCCGCCUGGAGCCUCUGACGGAGGCCGAGGCCAGCGAGGAGACGCUCUUCUACCUGUGUGAACUGAGUCCGGCUGAGGCAGAGUCCAGCCAGCUGAGCAGAGCCGUGUGACGCCGGUUUGGCAUGUGGUCACCUGCAGCUUUGCAUUUGGUGGGAAGCAGAGAUGAAAGAAACUCUGGCUGCUGAGGGAACUUUUAGGUUUUAGACUUUUGCAUUGAGUCAUUGAGAUAAAGUCUGUUUUAUUCAAUAAAAUAAGUUCAAUAACCUGAAGCAGAUGAUCAACCUGCUUGUCUCACUGUCAGACCAGAACAGUCUGCUGCAGGUGAGAAACUCUGCAUUCCUCUAAACCAAGAGGAACACAGUAGAUGAGGAGAAAACAGUGAAAUGUGCAGCCGGUGGCAGGUUUGUACCUGAAGUCUGCAUCAGCUGAGUCAGAAUGUUAACGCUGAGAAACUUCUUCCAAGCUGAACACAAAGCUGCAGAAGCAGGCUGAUGAGUCUUUACAUACAUGAGACAUGUACAUACAUGUUCUGUGCACAUUCAGCAGUCAUCCAGCUGAUCAUCUGUGGUCACGCAUUCACAUCACCCAAAGCAUGAUGGGAGCUGUAGUAUUCAAAUAUGAAACACUCAACUCCAAAUGGUAUUAAAAAGGACAGCAAACAAAGUCCACCAACAAUACUGGCGCUGCUUGUGGUGGUGACUCUGCUGUAAAUCUGAGCACAGACAAACUUUGAAAGUUAACUUUCUCAUUUAGAGGACAACAGAACUUCAUUCCAACACGUUUUUCAAUGCAAAGGUCUAAAUAGUAAAAAUGUCAUGAAGGACACAAAUUGUGUGGUACUGAAGCACAGCAGAGUCCAUCGCUCAGCGCCGUCUGGUCCAGAGACGAAGCGGUCCUCAUGUCGUCCAGCAUCGGAGAGACUCUGUAAAUAUGUCUGAGAAUCUAUUUAUUCUGGUUUCUGUUCAUCUUUUGCUACGUGUUUGUCCACAGAGCUACAUUCCCUCAGUGUCAUGUUCAACUGGGAACAUCAAUUUAAGGAAGUUCAGAGACAGAAAGUGAAGACUGAACCUCGGUCACGUCAUUUCAUGGUUGAUAAAGCAGGAACACCAGAACUCUCCAUCACCUGAGCGCGUCGACUGUAAAUGUGAAUACAGAGAAUAAAGUGUGAAUCUGUAAAGAACGUUUUCAUGUCAGAUCUGAAUCUGUCCUGGAUUCCUUCUGCAGUACAACAAUAAAACUGUCUGUGUCACUUUA
Messenger RNA from Stegastes partitus (bicolor damselfish), 2694 nucleotides. It is a transcript of the gene hsf2, whose product is annotated as heat shock transcription factor 2. Gene Ontology annotation, molecular function: sequence-specific DNA binding; DNA-binding transcription factor activity. Lineage: Eukaryota; Metazoa; Chordata; Actinopteri; Pomacentridae. The record is from RefSeq and is a predicted model, not a curated record. Gene Ontology annotation, biological process: regulation of DNA-templated transcription. Bases 99 to 1550 code for a protein of 483 amino acids. The transcript is spliced from 9 exons.